UCUUGCCAUAUGUAAAAUAUCCCUAAGUCAGUCACAUGCACAGAACAACAGAGAUAAAUGGUCACAUGUUAAUGUCUCCUUUAUUUACAAACACAUUUUUGUUUACAAUUUUUUCACAGUUCUGAACAUGGGCUCCGACGAGGGGCCACCGACCAACACCGGCCCUCUCUCAACCUUCAACAGUCUCUUCUCUUUCACCACCCCCGCUGUUAAAAAACUCCUCGGUUGGAAACAAGGCGAUGAAGAGGAGCUCUGGGCCGAGAAAGCCGUCGAAAGCCUCGUCAAAAAGCUCAAAACGCGAAAAGGGGCCCUCGAAGACCUCGAACGCGCAUUGUCUUCCCUGGACACCCAAAGCAAAUGCGUCACAAUUCCACGAAGCCUCGACGGUAGACUCCAAGUGUCACACCGCAAGGCCUACCCCCAUGUGAUUUACUGCCGAGUUUGGAGGUGGCCAGAUCUGCAAAGCCACCACGAACUCAAACCACUUGAACAAUGCAAAUUCCCGUUCUCGGCCAAACAAAAAGACAUUUGUAUUAAUCCUUAUCAUUAUAAAAGGGUGGAAAGUCAGGUUUUGCCACCGGUUUUGGUCCCGAGACAUAACGAUUUCGUCCCGGGCCACUCCUUAUUGCCCCAAAACAUCAAUUAUGAAACCAUUUCCCAGCCAGUGGUGUACCAAGAACAACCAUUUUGGGCCUCAGUGGCCUACUACGAGCUUAAUUCCCGCGUCGGCGAAGGCUUCCACUGCCACUCACCCUCCGUCAUCGUCGACGGUUUCACCAACCCCAGCAACAACACUAACCGGUUUUGUUUAGGCCAGUUGAGCAAUGUCAAUCGCAACUCCACGGUGGAAAACACGCGGAAACACAUUGGAAAAGGGCUGCAUUUGUACUACGUAAAUGGCGAAGUUUACGCUGAGUGUCUCUCUGACGCCCCCAUUUUCGUGCAAUCUCGCAACUGCAACCACCUUCACGGUUUCCAACCCUCGACGGUCUGUAAAAUACCAGCGGGUUGUUCAUUAAGGAUUUUUAACAACGCUGAAUUUGCUAAACUCCUCUCACAAUGUGUGAAUCAUGGUUUCGAGGCUGUUUAUGAACUUACGAAGAUGUGUACAAUUAGGAUGAGUUUUGUUAAGGGCUGGGGGGCGGAGUACCACAGACAGGAUGUGACAAGUACACCAUGCUGGAUCGAGGUGCAUCUGCAUGGCCCACUGCAGUGGUUGGAUAAGGUACUGACGCAGAUGGGGUCGCCUCUUAAUGCUAUCAGUUCGGUGUCAUAAGAAUUCACUCAGUCGGUGGGUAAUGUUGCCUUAAUUAUUAAUUUAAUAAUAAAACAAUGAUAAACAAAAUGUAUAUAGGUGUCCCAAAAGCAAACCAGUGAUAGAAAAUGUCAUUCUGAGAAAAAACAAUUUUUAAUCUUCAUUCGUUAGAGUUACAGCUUAGCAAAGAGUAACAAUGAAUUUUGCACAAGUUGGUUAUGAUAAAUUAAAAACAAUGACAUUUAUGAAACAAUUGCUUAGUUCCAAAAUGGUUCCAAGUCUCAUUUAAUUGAUACAUACUGUCAAUGAGAAAAAACUUUAAUUGGAAAAAAAUUAAAAGUUUAGUAAAGACUUAAUAACUACAAAAAUUGCUUAAAUUGUCUUCCAUUUCUUCAAUUGAAUGUUACUUGAAGCAAAGCAACUGCUUUAUAAUUGUCAUCGUUUUUAUUUUUGUUACGACUUUUACAAAAUUCAUUGUUACUCUUUCUAAGCUGUAACUCUUUAAUGAAUAAAGAUAGAAAAAAUUAUUUAAACUUUUUUUCUCAAAAAGACAUUUCCUAUCAAUGGUUAAUGUAUAGCGAUUAAUUUUUGAGACAUAAGACGUCAAAAGUUCGGAAACAUUUAUGCUGGUAAACAAAAAGUAUCGGAACCAAGAGUUAUUUAUAUUAACUAUUAAUAAAUACUAUCAUUUUUUGAGAAUUAAAUUUUUGGAACUUGGAAUUUUUGGGUAAGUAUAGUUUAUUCAGAUGUCACAAAAAAAUUGUGAUUGUACUAAAAUUUUCGUUGUUUUACGUUGACUACCAAAUAAAUUAGUAAUUUUCUAGUUCCAGUGUUGAUCAUUGCAACAUAAUAAUACAAAAGUAAAAAUUUUUGAGGAUUAGAAUCUAACAAUUUGCAAAUCUUUAGAAGAAUUAUCAUUGAUAACAACUGUGUUGUCAGUUUAAUUACGAGUAUAGAAAUUUUUUACAUAAUUCUAGUAAGGCGUUUCUACAAAUUUUAACUCUUUCGACCUGUACUUUAUGACGAUCUUGAAAGGCUGAAUAAAAAAUAAAACAAUGUGAAAUAUUUAUAAGUUUUGAAAAAGUAUGAAAAACCCAUUGACAGGCAAGAGUGGUUUCUAAAAUUGUGCCAUUUUUUAUUAUUGGAAUUUGUUGUAAUAGUAAUAUGUUUCCCGAGUUGAACACAACACAAAUUGUUACUUUUAGUAAAUAAUAUGUUCUUAUAAGUGAUAACAAAUAAUAAAGAUAAUGAAAUCUGAAAGUACCUGAGUACUCCCAGAAUUUGAAACAAUUCAAAUACCACGACAACUACAAACAUGAUUAAAAGUAUUAAUAAAUUACAUUGUAACUGUACUGUAAAAAACAUUUUUUUUAUAAGUAAUGGAUUAUAAAUAAAAAUUAGCAGUUUCAUCAAGAAUGAAUAUAACAAAAAUAUUAAGUGCAAUUUAUUAUAUUUUUGAAAAAAAUUUGUUAUUUUUAUUCUUAAAUAGUACUCAUAAAAUGGCCCAAAGAAGACUUACUCAUGUUACAAGUAAAGGUACAAGUCUCAUAAUCUAGUAAGUAAGUAAAUAUUUAUACACUCAUACUAUUCCAAGACUGUUUUGUAAUAUUCUAACAUCUAGUUAUUGUUUUAUAUGUUGCCAAUUUAGUUUUAAGAUAUCAACUGCAAAAUGGUUAAUUCUAGUAUUAAGUUGCAAUAUUUUUUUGUUAACUUCCAUAGUAUGUAUGUAAAUAAAAAUAUUUUUUAAAUUCGUUGAAAUAAAAUUCUUA
Tribolium madens (black flour beetle) is the source of this 3024-nucleotide messenger RNA. RefSeq names its product mothers against decapentaplegic homolog 5-like. The record is from RefSeq and is a predicted model, not a curated record. Gene Ontology annotation, cellular component: heteromeric SMAD protein complex. Gene Ontology annotation, biological process: SMAD protein signal transduction; transforming growth factor beta receptor signaling pathway; anatomical structure morphogenesis. Lineage: Eukaryota; Metazoa; Arthropoda; Insecta; Coleoptera; Tenebrionidae. The coding region runs from base 128 to 1276 and encodes 382 amino acids. Gene Ontology annotation, molecular function: DNA-binding transcription factor activity, RNA polymerase II-specific; I-SMAD binding; RNA polymerase II cis-regulatory region sequence-specific DNA binding. The transcript has 2 exons.